CUCUCGUUCCUCCACGUGCGCGGCGUCGCUCACCACAACGUGAAGCCGUCGAACCUGGUGUACACUGCGGACUACCGCCUGCAGAUCAUCGGCUUCGACGUCGCGGUGUACGUUGCGGGCGAGGACGACGCGGUGGAGGGCUUCUGCGGGAUGGCGCCGGAGGUCGGUGAUGGCUGCGCGUACAAUGCCGUCCGCGCGGACAGGUGGGCGUGUGGCCGGGUGUUG
Molecule: messenger RNA, 225 nt
Organism: Fomitopsis serialis
Lineage: Eukaryota; Fungi; Basidiomycota; Agaricomycetes; Polyporales; Fomitopsidaceae
Exons: 1
Biological process (GO): protein phosphorylation
Molecular function (GO): protein kinase activity; ATP binding
Source: RefSeq, a predicted model, not a curated record